Molecule: messenger RNA, 243 nt
Organism: Lottia gigantea (owl limpet)
Lineage: Eukaryota; Metazoa; Mollusca; Gastropoda; Lottiidae
Exons: 1
Source: RefSeq, a predicted model, not a curated record
CAUAAACAUCAUGUAAAAAAGAUAUUGAGCAAGCAUAAUCAUCAUGUAAAAAAGAUAUUGAGCAAGCAUAAUCAUCAUGUAAAAAAGAUAUUGAGCAAGCAUAAUCAUCAUGUAAAAGAGAUAUUGAGCAAGCAUAAUCAUCAUGUAAAAAAGAUAUUGAGCAAGCAUAAACAUCAUGUAAAAGAGAUAUUGAGCAAGCAUAAUCAUCAUGUAAAAGAGAUAUUGAGCAAGCAUAAUCAUCAU